Lotus japonicus is the source of this 654-nucleotide messenger RNA. RefSeq lists its product as uncharacterized. The transcript has 4 exons. NCBI's taxonomy places the organism in Eukaryota, Viridiplantae, Streptophyta, Magnoliopsida, Fabales, Fabaceae. Bases 1 to 654 code for a protein of 217 amino acids. The record is from RefSeq and is a predicted model, not a curated record.
AUGGGAAAGAAAUGGGCUGCAAAAAGGCAGAGUUUGUGGGCACCAGUGAGUAAUUCAGCCUUGAGUAGAGAGGAAAUCAUAAGUGAUGUGCCGAAUGGUAUAGAUAAAGAUCAGUGGGCUCAUUUUAUCCAAUAUCGUCUUAAACCAUCAACACAGUUCCUGAAAACUGGGAAGCAACCAAGUCGUGCACAAUUAUACAUCGAAACCCAUAAAAGAAAGGAUGGAUCCUUUAUCAAUGAUGCAGCAAUGGGUGUAGUGGAACAAAUUGAAGUGGGAUUGACACAAAGCACUGUUGAUGAGUCUCAAGUUUCUCCUUUUGAUACUGUUGGUAGAGUGCUAGGGGUAGAGCGUCAUGGGAGAGUGCGAUGUAUGGGUUUGGGAGCAGUUCCUACUAAUACAUUCAAGAACAGUGGACUUCGACUAUCAAGUUUGAGCUUUUCUUCAUCCGGUGCUACUUCAUCUUCUUCUAGGCAGUGGCAAGAGAAGUGUACCAAUUUAGAGAAUGCAUUUAAGGCCUACAUGAUAAUGAAGGAAGGAAAGAUCCCUGAAGAAAUGGCUCAAUUCUUUGCUCCUGAAUCACAUGUAAAUGAUAUUGGAAGUACAUCCAACAUACAUUCGGAUGAAAGCGGAUCAUACAAUGCUAGCAACAUGUAG